This is a messenger RNA of Medicago truncatula (barrel medic), 516 nucleotides long. RefSeq lists its product as uncharacterized. The transcript has 4 exons. Lineage: Eukaryota; Viridiplantae; Streptophyta; Magnoliopsida; Fabales; Fabaceae. The record is from RefSeq and is a predicted model, not a curated record. The coding region runs from base 1 to 516 and encodes 171 amino acids.
AUGGUUCAAGAAGGAGGUACAUAUCAGCUUGAAAAUGCAAUUGUAGAUUUUAAUGAAAGUCCUUAUAAGGUAACUUCACACAAACAUAAGCUUAGUAUGAUGCACAAUUCAACUUUUACCAAAGUACACUCGCCUGCUAUCCCUAUGAACGUUUUUGAGUUCAAGCCAUUCAAUGAAAUUCUCUCUUCAACUGCCGAGGAAGUAUCUACGGAUGUUAUUGAUCAUGUAAUUGAAAGAGGUGAUAUAAGGGAAACUGAAAAGGACGGAAGGAAAAGCAGGGUUAUUGAUCUCACUUUAGAAGAUCUUGAAAACAACCGCUUGCAUUGCUCUCUUUGGGGUGAACAUGCUGACAAAAUUGUGAGCUUUUUUGACAACCAUGACAACGACACACCUACUAUAUUGAUAUUGCAGUUUUGCAAGACACGCAUGUAUUUAGAUGCUAUGGGAGUUGCUAAUGCCUUUAAUGGGACUAAGCUGAUACUUAAUGGCGAUUUGCCUGAUGUCGCUGCGACAUGA